GCGCCUAGAGGGUUAAAGCUGCUUUAGUUAUUCCUAACUGCUUGCUGCUCGCAUUUAUGCACUCAACUCAACUCAACUCAACUCAAGUUAAUGCAUACCAAGCUCAUGCUACUGUCAUUAUAUAGAAUCUGUGUGGUCUUACUCACCUUUCUGACGGCCAUGACUUCCACCACUGUCGACGAGGAUCUAACCUUACUCGAAGUCAUCAACGACACCCAGCCAUCGCAGAUUCAACCAGGCCAGGGCAAGGAUGACAACAACACCGUCCGUCGAAGCUCCCGGUUGGCAAAUAGAACCCCGAGUGCCAUUAGCAUCGGCGACUGGCCGGUGUCCAGGAUCCUGGAGACCUUGUUUCAGGCCAACAUCCAGCCUCCAAUCGGCGCCUCUCAUGAGGAUCUAUUUGUCCUCCUCUGCGACUCCCAGGACAUCCCACCGGCUGCCGACAUCCUGCCUGGGCUUCCUCCUCCCCAAACAUCCGGAAGAAAGCAAACUCAAAAAAGGAAACAUAUCGAGCCAGCCGGUACUGCACACAAACGGGCCGGUGGCCAAGUUCGUCCGGGUCCAAGCGCACCUCCAGCCAAUGACCCAGUGAUUGCAGAGCUGUCUAACAUCCAAGCAUCACUCCUUGACAUGACGGCCAGGAUUUCCACGCUGGAAAGCGACUCCAUCAGACCUUCGUCUUCACCGACCGUCAUUUCCACAUCAGGAGUCUCCACCGCACCUGAACUGCGUCACCUCCAGCACCAGCCUCAGCGUGAUGACGUCACUCCAGAGUUCAUUCCUAGAAGGUCCCUGGCCACCGCUGUACCCCUAACCACGGGCUCGCCCUUCUUCCCACCGUCUUCUGCCAUCCCUCAUCACUUGAGGAGCCAAAUAUUAGCAGAAAUUCCAUCGCCUGUGUCCAGAAGCAGCCCAGUCAAGCCUGGAAUGCCCCCCGUUCAGCCAAACCAUUUUAGAUUAAAUGAUCCGCUGCAAUCUUAUGUGCGCGCUGCUGCGCAGUACAUGCGUGGAGGUCUGUCUAAAUCUACAUUAAAAGCGUGAGCGUAGACUCAGCUUGGUCUUACUUCACCACAUUUUGUGCUACUUUAUCUGUAGCCGCUCUGCCUGUGAAUAUAUCCUGUGCAUUUAUAGUCCAUUGCUUUGAGUCUCGAAAAAUGCAGCCUUCUUCCAUCAAAAGUACUGUCGCUGGCAUCCAAUUCCAUCUACGCUGCCUGGAUCCAUCUGUUACCAGCAUUCUGGAAAACCCAUCCAUACGCCUCCUGCUGAACGGCCUCAAAAAGGAGUCACCUCGAGGCAAUGAUAAACGUCUCCCUUUCACAUUACCUUUAAUUAAUACAAUUAUCACGUUUGAGGGAAGGGUGUUUUGGGCCUUACACAGAUCAAAUGUUAGAGACAGUCAUUCUCACAGCUUUCUUUGGGUUCCUAAGGGGUGGCGAAAUCUCUUCACGCAUGCGUUUCUUUGACCCAAAUCACAAUCUCACCAUUUCUGAUGUUUCGAUUAAUGUUUUCACCAUUUCACCUUGUUUCUCAAACACUCCAAAUCAGAUAGGAAUAGUGAAGGUGUAGUUGUAUAUAUAUCAGAGUCUAAUACUGUGUUUUGUCCUCUAUCAUCCAUGCUGACCUACUUGAGGAGCCGUCCUCGUGCUGGUCCGCAGGAGCCGCUGUUUGUCACUCAGGAGGGGAAACCAUUGUCCAGAGCCUGGUUUGCAUCUCAUCUACGCCUCCUCUGCCAAUUCUGCGGACUGCCUCCAGACCGUUAUACAGCCCAUUCUCUGCGCAUAGGGGCC
Molecule: messenger RNA, 1787 nt
Organism: Alosa alosa (allis shad)
Lineage: Eukaryota; Metazoa; Chordata; Actinopteri; Clupeiformes; Clupeidae
Exons: 2
Coding region: 91-1041 (316 amino acids)
Source: RefSeq, a predicted model, not a curated record